GAAGCGCUGAAAGACAGAGCGAGCGCAAAGUGACAAGACCUUCCAAUACCGCCAGAUAACAUCCACAACGUUAUGAGACACCAGAAACCAAAGCAAUAGCGGAAAUAAGACGAGGAGAGAAGGAAACGUCUGCUGCAGUUUAACCAGGGAUUGCCAUUGGAUCACUUUGUUUUACCGGCACAUGUAGCGUCUUGCGCGUGAUGAUAAGCAUAUGCGCAGAAGCCGUUCUCUGGCCCCUAUAGAGAGAGGUUGCGCUUGGAAGUGUACGAAACUUUUUUUAUAUAUUUUGUUUUGCCUGUGCCGUUUUGGAAUUAGAUAUAUUAAACGUCGACUUUCCGUUAUACUGUGGAUUUUAAAGGCGAAAAAGGAGAGCCAAUAUAUAAGUGUGGAUUUUCUCCGGUUUCUUUUCUUUAUUAUUAUUUUAUUGUGCUGUUAUUGCUAUUAUAUUAUAUUUUCUGGAGGAGCGCUAACGUCCAAGAAGUUCAUCUGAGUGGAUUCGACGCAGGUGCUUCGGUCCUGAAGGGCAGAAUGGAAUUGUUACUUUGACCCACGAUAUCACACGGUUCAUUCAUAUUCAUACUCCACUUUUAAUAGUUCUGAGAGCCAGAGACUGUUCAGUGACGCUCGCCGCAACACACCACUGGAAUUACAACCAUGAACUUUGUUGUUUAUUCGAUACAAUUAUUUUUUGCGGCUCUCCUUCAUCUGUCUGCUGUUAAGGCUGCCCACAUACCCAAAGAAGGGAUGAAGAGCAAAAACGAGGUGAUUCCCUUCAUGGAUGUGUACAAAAAGAGUGCAUGUAAGACGCGAGAGAUGCUGGUAGACAUCAUUCAGGAGUAUCCUGACGAGAUCGAGCACACCUACAUCCCGUCCUGUGUGGUUCUCAUGCGCUGUGCAGGCUGCUGCAAUGACGAAGCGCUCGAGUGUGUCCCUACAGAGACCCGCAACGUCACCAUGGAGGUACUGCGAGUCAAACAACGUGUAUCGCAGCAUAAUUUUCAACUGAGUUUCACUGAACACACCAAGUGUGAAUGCAGGCAAAAGGUAGAAGUCAAAUCAAAGAAAGAAAACCACUGUGAGCCUUGCUCAGAGAGAAGAAAGCGCUUGUAUGUGCAGGACCCCCUCACCUGUACAUGCUCCUGCAAAUUCACACAAUUGCAAUGCAAGUCCAGACAACUUGAGUUAAACGAAAGAACUUGCAGAUGUGAAAAGCCAAGAUGAUGAGCGGCGCGUUGAGCAGAACAAUGAAUGAAGGAUUUUUUUUUUUUUUACGGCACAGCACUUUUUAAACCUGAGGAUGCAUUCCCUGGACGAACUGCAAACACUAGCCUGAACGAAAGACAGAGAAUGAAACGAGGGCAGGAGAUACCAUCCCGAUGUAAAUUUUUAAGAUAUUAAUAUAUGAAUAUAUAGAAUAUAUAUUAUAUAUAUUAAAUGACAAUGACAAUGUGUGUCGCUGCUAUCACCUACAAGUAAACGAAGACGCUGCUUGGCGUGUGAAUGGGAUAUAUUUCAGUGUCACUGCACCUGGGCCUGUGAUUGGACAGAACGCAGUGAGGUAAAGCUUCACUGGAUCGGCCUGCUGUGGAUUCAUAUUUAAAGACUCGGAUCGAAUGUCCAAGACUUCACUGAAAGGUGCAAACGACAGCCUCCAAGCCUUUACAUGAACAGUUACAGACUGUCAAUCAAAGGAGAGGAAGUGACAUAAUAACGAUUCUUUCCGGAAUGUUCGGAACAGUGGGUCCAGGCAUGGGAUACGAAUGCGAAACUAUCUCUUUCUGUGAUGUCACUCUCACUAGGGUGAAGUCUUAGUCACCCUGUACUGACUAACAUCCAAUAGGACUUGGUGUGAUAAUACUAAAGGGAUAUUACAUAUAUGUACAUACGGAGAUUUAAAAAAAAAAAA
Messenger RNA from Sinocyclocheilus anshuiensis, 1906 nucleotides. RefSeq names its product vascular endothelial growth factor Aa (gene vegfaa). Gene Ontology annotation, cellular component: membrane. The transcript has 7 exons. Lineage: Eukaryota; Metazoa; Chordata; Actinopteri; Cypriniformes; Cyprinidae. Gene Ontology annotation, molecular function: heparin binding; vascular endothelial growth factor receptor binding; chemoattractant activity. Gene Ontology annotation, biological process: sprouting angiogenesis; positive regulation of mast cell chemotaxis; positive regulation of endothelial cell proliferation. Bases 655 to 1221 code for a protein of 188 amino acids. The record is from RefSeq and is a predicted model, not a curated record.